AAAGCCAUUCGGCAACGUAUGACGUCGUACGUAUGACAGUGCCCAAAAUUCAACAUGGAGGAUUGCGUAGUGGUAGAGAAGAGCCCGGAAGAAAUGCCGGCAAUCCUGACUUCCAGACCGCAGACAGGUCUGUCCUUUCUGGCACCAGAACCAGAGGACCUUGAGGACCUUUACAGCCGAUAUAAGAAGCUGCAGCAGGAGCUUGAAUUCCUGGAGGUGCAGGAGGAAUACAUUAAAGAUGAACAGAAGAACCUGAAGAAAGAGUUUCUGCAUGCCCAGGAGGAGGUGAAGAGGAUACAGAGUAUCCCUCUUGUGAUUGGCCAGUUUCUGGAAGCUGUUGACCAAAACACAGCUAUUGUUGGAUCCACAACAGGGUCCAACUACUAUGUCCGCAUCUUGAGCACGAUUGACAGAGAGCUGCUGAAGCCUAAUGCCUCAGUGGCUUUGCACAAGCACAGCAACGCUCUGGUAGAUGUGCUCCCCCCUGAAGCUGACAGCAGCAUCAUGAUGCUGACAUCAGACCAAAAGCCUGAUGUGAUGUAUGCUGAUAUUGGUGGUAUGGACAUCCAGAAACAAGAAGUCAGGGAAGCAGUGGAGCUGCCACUCACACACUUUGAGCUCUACAAACAGAUUGGUAUUGACCCACCCAGGGGUGUCCUUAUGUAUGGGCCUCCAGGCUGUGGGAAGACCAUGCUGGCUAAAGCUGUGGCACACCACACUACAGCGGCGUUUAUCCGUGUAGUGGGCUCCGAGUUUGUUCAAAAGUAUUUGGGGGAAGGCCCUCGUAUGGUUCGUGAUGUCUUCCGGUUGGCCAAGGAAAACGCACCAGCCAUCAUUUUCAUUGAUGAGAUUGAUGCCAUAGCCACUAAGCGUUUUGAUGCACAGACAGGAGCUGACAGGGAGGUACAGAGAAUCUUACUUGAGUUGCUUAAUCAAAUGGAUGGAUUUGACCAGAAUGUCAAUGUCAAGGUGAUCAUGGCGACUAACAGAGCAGACACACUGGACCCAGCCCUGCUGCGUCCUGGUCGUCUGGACAGAAAAAUUGAGUUCCCACUUCCUGACCGCAGGCAGAAACGACUUAUUUUUUCCACAAUCACGAGUAAGAUGAACCUCUCUGAGGAGGUGGACCUGGAGGACUAUGUGGCCAGGCCAGACAAGAUCUCCGGGGCUGAUAUAAACUCCAUCUGCCAGGAGGCUGGCAUGUUGGCAGUGCGUGAGAACAGGUACAUCGUCCUCGCCAAAGACUUUGAAAAAGCAUACAAGACCGUCAUCAAAAAGGAUGAGCAGGAGCACGAGUUCUACAAGUAGAGAGAAAAUGCAUCUGGGAAAAAAUGUCCAAACACACAAGUGUGUUAUUGAUUUGUGGUGACUGUUGACAGUGUCUAAAUUUACCAACAGCAGCUCAUAGCCUGAUGUCAGAUUAGUCCUGUGUAUCCGGUCUACAAGACGCAUAACACCAUAUAAUUGAAGUGCUUUUGUACAUGCACUCUUCUGGAUCCUGACAAUAGCUAGGAUAGACCGUUUGUACGUAUUACUCACAGAAGAUUAAAAACAAUUAAAGAGGUUUUCCAUGAAAGAUGA
Molecule: messenger RNA, 1581 nt
Organism: Betta splendens (Siamese fighting fish)
Lineage: Eukaryota; Metazoa; Chordata; Actinopteri; Anabantiformes; Osphronemidae
Gene: psmc4
Product: proteasome 26S subunit, ATPase 4
Exons: 11
Coding region: 55-1308 (417 amino acids)
Biological process (GO): proteasome-mediated ubiquitin-dependent protein catabolic process
Cellular component (GO): proteasome regulatory particle, base subcomplex
Molecular function (GO): ATP hydrolysis activity; proteasome-activating activity; ATP binding
Source: RefSeq, a predicted model, not a curated record